UGCCAUGCCCGCCUCCGCACUGGGGACUUCGCAGUUCACAUGCCGGCACCGUCGUGCUGGGGCGCGGCGCAGCUCAGAUCAGCUCAGAUCAGCUCAGCACGCAUGGAGGCGCAACCAAGGCAUGAUAAGAAGCCUGCAAUAGAAGUGGGAGUUACACCGGCAGUCGCCCAAGCCCAUGCCCACCCAGUAGCUGCGGCGCAGCACAACCGACCGCGGAUUGUGUGGUCCCCCCGUCGCCCACUCACUCACUACUCACUCCCCCGCUUCCACGACAAAGGCUCCUUUCUUUCGAUAUCUCUAUCAUUCAUCUUACUUACAUCAUACAGUUCUUUCUUCUCCUGCAACACACGCAUCAGCUGCACCAAGCAAGUAGGCACGCUCACGCACACCCACACGCACAAUCACAAGCAAUCACAAGCGCACAAGCGCACAGCACAAGGCCUCAACCAAGCAGUGAACGGGGCGUGGUAUUCCUCGUCUAGAUAUAUAUGUAACAGCGCAGCAAAGCAGCAAGGGAGCUCAAGUCCCCACCCUACUUAUGCCUCACUCAGCACACGACGCAGCCCCAAGUCGGGCCCUUGCUCGUAGCAUUGUUGGACGGGUCGGGCUUGAAUUUACGCAUUUUUGGUGUUUGCUGUGUGGUGUGUGGUGUGAUGUGUGUGUGUGUGUGUGUGUGUGUGUGUGUGUGUGUGUGUGGGUGUUGAAAACGAAUGAAUGAAAUUAAACGGUGUGUAUGGUUGUUUGAUGAGAGAGAGCGGAGGAAGGGCUUUAUACUUGCACCUGCGCCUGCACCCCCCUUGACAUGGCUGUGGCGGCAACUAACCAAGAAAGAAAAAGGAAAGAAAGCAGUUAAGAGAUAGCUGCGUACACGCGCUUUGUGUGCGCGCGCUAGAGCGGCUCUGGCCAGACCACAGGCGGGCUGGACUUGUCUGUUUACAUGCAUACAAUACGCAGGACA
Aplosporella prunicola CBS 121167 is the source of this 958-nucleotide messenger RNA. RefSeq lists its product as uncharacterized. Lineage: Eukaryota; Fungi; Ascomycota; Dothideomycetes; Botryosphaeriales; Aplosporellaceae. The transcript has a single exon. The coding region runs from base 40 to 588 and encodes 182 amino acids. The record is from RefSeq and is a predicted model, not a curated record.